CUGCCUAUAAAUAAAAUCAAUAGAGCACAAAGUAUUUUUCAUUGACGUUUUGCAUUUUGAGUAAAAAAGGCUUAGUGACUAAUAUGGUUUAUUACACAAGUUCAAUAAAGUGCAGUAUCAAAUACUUGAGUGCUUAACAAUUUGUCCCAUAGAUCAGCUUGUAAUUGUAGAUAGUAAUGCGGGAUCUUGCAAAUAAGAUGGCAGAGCUGAAGUUUGAGGCACCUCUUGCUCAGUGUGAAGAAGCAGACGAAUGGGGUCCAGUUGAAUAUCAUUCGUCGAAUUCAAGUAUGUUAAAAAAAUCUACUAUAAUCAACACAGUCAAAGUUAUAAACAAAGAUAGUGUAGCAAUAAAAAGUGAAAUUGACAAUAACGACUUUCAAGAGGUAAACGAUAAUAAUUUGGAUAUCAAAAGCUACAACGGUAACAGUCUGGCAGUAAGCAAAGUGAACAUGAACAACAAAAUCAAUACUAUGAGAGACAACGUUGAUAAUUUUGCCGAAGGUUUUACGGGCAGUCUGGAAGAUCUCGUUAAUACAUUCGAUAAAAAAAUUACGCAGUGUUUUGGAAAUUAUGAGCAGUCGGUUGAAGAAUUAGCCCCUGUGCAAGUGAGAUCUCAAGAUGAAAUCAUGAAUGAAUGUCAAAUGUGGUGGACUAUUACCGGUAAUUUCGGAAACAUAUUACCGAUUGAUUGGUCAAAAACCUAUACUCGUCAAAUGCAUGUUCCUGCAUUGAAAUUAUCUAAAACACCAGAUUAUCCCAACUACAAUGAUAUUCAAGAUCUUAGCUCAGAAGAUGAAGCUGUGGCAAAUGAUUUGGACAUGCAUGCUCUUAUACUAGGUGGCCUACACACAGAUAAUGACCCAAUCAAAACAGCAGAGGAGGUUAUAAAAGAAAUUGAUGACAUUAUGGAUGAAAGCACUUCUGAAGAUGGAAUCAAUGAAAGCGAAAUAAUGGAAAAGGCCAAAGAGGUCCUUGGAUCACCAUUGUAUGAAGAAAAACUUCGUUCUUUAACAAUCACACAGCUUAAUGAGCUUUAUAUGGAAAUGGAGUUAUUAAUUAGAGAAUUCAGUGAAACAUUAAUAGCUGAACUAGCUUUGAGAGAUGAAUUAGAGUACGAAAAGGAAUUAAAAAACACAUUUAUCUCAUUGUUGUUAGCCGUUCAAAACCGCAGAAGACAAUUCCAUGUUGAUAAGAAAAAGGGAAAAGGGCAAGGAAAACAAAUGCCACCCUCUAACAGUGGCCUAGAACCAAAAUACUUGACUACUGUUAUUCCAUACAACUUGGACGGAACUCCGGAAAACCAGACACUGCAAAUUCUUAUUAAAAUAUUGAAGGCCAUCAAUGAAGACAGCCCUACUGUCCCGACCCUUCUUACGGAUUAUAUUUUGAAAGUUCUCUGUCCAAACUAAUCAGUGCGAAAUAUUUAUUAAUCAACCUUUCAAAUGAAGCUUAACUAAAACGUAUGCUUACACGCCAGUGAUUGCUAUUGAUUCAUGUGUAGCCUGAUUACUAAUCGAAUAAUGCUAAUAUAAUGUAUAAAGAAUAAGAAAUCUGGAUAUUCCAAAUAGCGAAUAGAUUUUUCUUUUUCAUUGAGUAAGUAGUUUUUCUUGGAUUAAACAAUUACUUUUAUCUUGUGUUUGCGAAUAAAACGUUCCUCGGGGAUAUCCCGUAUCAAUUCUGUUUAAUGAUAACGUAGUUUUUUUAUUUGAAGGAAGUUAAAUAUCUGUUAGUACCUUGUAUUUCUUCAGAUUUUUUCUAUGUAUUUUUCUCAGUAAGUCCCAUAAGAUCGAAGAAACUUGAAAUUUCAUUGCAAUACUCUAUCGAAUAGUCCAAAGUGUUAUUCUAGUCAUUACUAUUGAUUUUGACAAACCUAGUUGCUUAAGGUAUAAAUUGUAAACAAAAUUUUCACUCCAGAAUACUUGAGUAGAAAAUAAUUGCAACUGUUUCGAAGGAUACGCAUCGUUGACAAAUUGUGAAGAAUCGUACAUGGCGAUAGAAGUGCGAUCUUUGGAUGUAAAAUUUACACACUGCGCUUUAGACUGUAUAAUUAUCUUUAAAUAAAAAUUCUUUGUCUGCUAAUACCUGAGAUAAAAUAGAUACAAA
Messenger RNA from Wyeomyia smithii (pitcher-plant mosquito), 2103 nucleotides. It is a transcript of the gene Unc-76, whose product is annotated as fasciculation and elongation protein zeta-2. The transcript is spliced from 5 exons. Lineage: Eukaryota; Metazoa; Arthropoda; Insecta; Diptera; Culicidae. The record is from RefSeq and is a predicted model, not a curated record. Gene Ontology annotation, cellular component: axon; cytoplasm. Bases 177 to 1409 code for a protein of 410 amino acids.